GCUUGCUAUUACUGCGUAGUUUAUUUCUCCGGGUGGAAGGAGAUGAUUGGAAUAAGAGACUGCUGCGACAUGUUAGGAGCAGCAGCCAAAAGAAAUCUAUAAUCUUCAAACUUCGAAAAUGAGUGCUCGCCGUACUUGCUUGCGAUCGUAUAAAAAAAAGUCGUCUAAUACGAGCGAGAGAAAAAUAUGGAGUCACGAAAGAGAAGGAAUUCGCAACAUCGAAGGAGAAGAAAGAUGAUCGUGAUCGUUUAAGUUGAUUAGCAUAAUUAUCGCUACACAGUAUAAAAAGGGCAGCAUGUACCACAACAAUACGGGAAAAAAAGUUAAAAUAUAUAAAUAAGUGCUUAGUUUGUUUAGGCUUCUUUUCCCGCCCUCCCACUACCUGCGUACAGUCAUGGCUUUGCGCCUGAUGUGUGCGUAAGCCUGCGGCAGGUCGUACUCGCUUGGAACAAGUGACAGGAAGCCUCUACCCUUAGAUCUCUUCGCGAUCUCUUUCCCUCCCUGUUGGUGUUUUAGUAGUCAUGUCAUCCGAGUUCGUUGGUGUUUUAGUAAUGUUUGGAGGAUUUAAGAGGUCGCCUGAGGUCAUAAGGGUUGACUGGGCUCGACUUUGUCGGACCCAGUUUUUGGCUUAGGGGCCAGUCUUGCCAUUUACUUUCAUUCCUUCGCGAGAAAUAAAAAGAGAAAAGGAAGCAAAACGCUCACGGAAAUCUAUCACAUAUGACCGCGCUAAGAACUCACCAGCUUCCAAAUACAUGCGGGCGAUAGACUGCGCGCGCACAUGACGCCACAGAAAAAAGCGAGACAACGCUAGCAGCCUGAGCAUGCGGCAGGAACGCGAGAAAACGCCAGAAACCCCGCGACAACAGUAGAAACCAAAGGAAAAGCAGUCUGGCCUUCAGACGUGAAAGGCCCAACAGUAACCAGCUGAGCCAUGCGUGGAGCUUGCUGAUUCAAGGCACUCGAUCGCUCUCGCAAAUCGAAUGGAAUUCCAGAAGGAGACGAAAAAUAGCGCAACAGUGACCAGCUGAGCCAUUCGUGGAGCUUGCUGGUUCGAGGUGUGUGAUCGUUCCCGACCUCGUAAAGAUGCCACUGGCGCAACAGCUGCGAAGGCCGCGCCGUCUAGACUAGCACUCUAGAUCGCAGCGCAUGCCUGAGCGUGUAAUCGCAUCCGAUGGAUAAGAUUCUCGCCCCGCAUCGAGUGCUUCGCCCCCUAGGGAAAACGUUUCAUUCAUAAACGUCGCCGAAUUAAUGCCGAGCCCUUCCUCGGAAGAGAAGCCUGGUAUUAAGUAGUCUCGUUGACAGUUUCGGAAUACUGACCUGGGCAGCAUUCCAUUCCAUCUUGUAACCCCAGGCAAUGUUUUGCAACUCAUUAUCGAUCCAUCUUCUUGCUCCCGUGGUCUUCUGACUUGACAUCCACUUUUCAGGUGGCUCUUGAUUGUUAGCUUCUAGAUACAUCGUUCUGCAAUGAAUCCUGAUUGAAUUUGAAUUAUGACUCACUUAAUGGCACGUGUGGAUGAAAUGAAUCUCCGGAUGAAAUAGCACUUACUUUCCUUCGCAAGGAAACGCUGACUUCUUCCUUUUUCAAUCAAGUAU
This is a messenger RNA of Amoebophrya sp. A25, 1593 nucleotides long. Lineage: Eukaryota; Dinophyceae; Syndiniales; Amoebophryaceae. The record is from the annotation of a GenBank genome assembly.